Molecule: messenger RNA, 840 nt
Organism: Chaetomium globosum CBS 148.51
Lineage: Eukaryota; Fungi; Ascomycota; Sordariomycetes; Sordariales; Chaetomiaceae
Exons: 1
Coding region: 1-840 (279 amino acids)
Cellular component (GO): cytoplasm
Molecular function (GO): phosphatase activity
Source: RefSeq, a predicted model, not a curated record
AUGCCCACCUACAUCCACCUCGUCCGCCACGCUCAGGGCUUCCACAACCUCUGCGCCGCCAAUCACUCCCUCCCCGACCCCGACCUCACCCCCCUCGGCAACACCCAGUGCGCCACCCUCGCCCAAUCUUUCCCCUUCCAAUCCCAAAUCACCCACCUCGUCGCCUCCCCGCUCCGCCGCACCAUCUACACCUGCCUGCUCUCCUUCGCACCCGCCCUCCAGCAACAACAACAAAACACCACCACUUCCCAGGACGGAGAAGAAAAGAAGAACCCCCUCGUCGUGAUCGCCCUCCCCGAGCUCCAAGAAGUCUCACCCCUCCCCUGCGACACGGGCUCCGACAUCGCGGCGCUGACCGCCGAGUUCGGCCCGCGCGGCGACGUCGACCUGGCGCUGGUGCGCGCUGUGGCCGCCGAGUGGACGGUAAAGACGGGGGAGAGCCGCUUCGCGCCGGUGAUGGAGCGGCUGGAGGCGCGGGCGCGCGCCGCGAGGGUGUGGUUAAGGGAGUUGGGGGCGAGGUUCGAGAGGGAGAAUCCUGGCGUGGAUGCGCAUGUGGGUGUGGUGACGCAUGGGGGGUUUUUGCAUUUUUUGACGCAGGAUUGGGAUGGCAUGAAUCCGCAGGCGGGGACGGGAUGGGCGAAUACGGAGUGGAGGAGUUAUGAGUUUGUGGAGGGGGUGGGGAGUGCGGAUGGGGAGGCUAGGUUGAGGGAGACGGGGGAGAGUUGGAGGAGGAGGAGGGGCAGUGCUACGGGGUUGACGGAGACGGAGCAGAUGGAGUUGAGGGUUGCGGUGGAGGGGCAGUUGGUGGAGGAGUGGGGGGUUGAUGGGGGGAAGGUGUAA